CAAAAAGCUCCGCCGUUCGGACGAGACACGACGACCGGCGUUGCCGCGCUCUCGGCCGCACCGCAUGCCGGCUCCCGCCACGCUCGCCUCCUUCAACGCCCUCGUCGCCUCGCUCGCGCGCUCCGGCCGCCCCUCGCAGGCGCUCCUCGCCUUCCGUGACAUGCUCGCGCGGGGUUUCCCGCCCGACCACUUCACCCUGCCCCCGGUCCUCCGCUGCUGCGCGCUCACCGGCUCCGCCGCCCUGGCCGCCUCCUCGCACGCCCUCUCCGUCAAGCUUGGCGCCCACGGUAGCCUAUUCGUGGCGUCCGCGCUCGUGCAGUGCUACGCGGGCAUGUUCAACCUCCCCGACGCGCGGAGGCUGUUCGACGGAAUGCGCGAGAGGGAUGCCGUUCUGUGGACGUCUAUGCUGUCCGCGUACGCGCAGGGUGGGCAGCCAGAGGAGGCUCUGCGGUUGUUCCAGGGGAUGGUGGUGGCCGAGGUGCAGCUGGACGCGGUGGUCAUGGUCAGCCUUCUUCUCGCGUGUGGCCAGCUCGGGUGGCGGCGCCAUGGGAGAAGCGUGCACGCGUGCUGCGUCCGGAUGUUCCUGGGGAUGCCGCUGUCUCUGGGGAAUGCGCUUGUGGACAUGCACGUCAAGUGCGGUGAGCUUGAAUUUGCCGAACGCGUAUUUUCUGUGAUGCCCAGGCGGGAUGUUAUCUCGUGGAGUGCUCUGAUUGUUGGCCAUGGUUUGAAUGGCCGUCCGGAUGUUGCUUUGAGGCUCUUUGAUGAAAUGGUGGCCAAAGGAGUGGACCAGAACUCGAUCACCUUUCUUGGUGCCCUGUCAGCCUGUGCGCAUUCAGGCAUGGUGGACAAAGCGUAUGCUAUAUUCGAUCAGAUGAAACAGCGGGGCAUCAAGCGUGAGCUUAAGCAUUACUCUUGCAUGGCUGAUGCGUUAGGGAGGGCAGGCCGUGUUGUUGAGGCAGUAAAUCUCAUAGAGGAAAUGCCUUGCCAGCCUGACGAGGCUAUCCUUGGCAGUGUAUUGGCAGCUUGCCGAGUGCAUGGUGAAAUGGACGCUGCUGAACGGAUUUCAAAGAGAUUGAUGAGCAUGUCUCCUGCAAAGAGCGGCUACUACAUGAGCUUGGCAAACAUAUAUUCAGAUGCUGGAAGGUAUGAUGAUGCAGAGAGAAUAAGAGGCUUCAUGAAGGAAGUUAAAGUCGACAAGCUUCCUGGAUAUAGUUCAGUUGAACUCGAUGUUUCUGUCUCUGAAUCAAAAAAUGUAUAAUUAGCUCCAUAUAGUGCGCAAAGGGUUUUGAAGCACUUGAGCUGUUUGGCAAGCCUGGUGGCAUACACUCUGUGCAGUGUAUGCUUUGAAGAAAAAUACAGGCACCUGGUGGAUGGGAAGUGCAAAUGAGAUGACUUGGCAACUCAACAAGACAGUUUUGGGGAGGAUUAUAACAGUACAGAGAGAUGCUGAGUUAGUGGACUCAUAGUGGAAGUGUUUGAUUAUGACAUUAGCGACAUGGUACUUGCUGAGUUAGCGUUGUCAAAUUGUGAAGUGUCAAGAGGUGUGCGGAAGGCAUUUCUUCGAGCAGACAAGGAAAUUUAAGAGGCUGAUGAAACAGCACAUGAUGAUUAUAUACAGGAAGCACACAGUCAUCCUACAUGUACUUCAGUUAUGAGAGAACAUAUGGCUUGUGCUUGAUGAGUUGCUAAUGCAAUGAGGUUCAAAUAGCUUCUGAAACUGACAGGAUUAUCAUCAAAUAUGUGAGCGUCUGACCAGCACGGUGUAAUUAAGAUCGAUCUUGUAUUCACAGGAAAGUCUUUAAGAAAUGCAUUGCUGGUACUACUUGCAA
This is a messenger RNA of Triticum dicoccoides, 1829 nucleotides long. RefSeq names its product pentatricopeptide repeat-containing protein At4g14170-like. Lineage: Eukaryota; Viridiplantae; Streptophyta; Magnoliopsida; Poales; Poaceae. The transcript has a single exon. Gene Ontology annotation, molecular function: RNA binding; protein binding. The record is from RefSeq and is a predicted model, not a curated record. Gene Ontology annotation, biological process: RNA modification. Bases 65 to 1258 code for a protein of 397 amino acids.